AGCACCUCUGUGCAGCCUGGCUGUGGCCAAGGGUGAUGGGCUCUUCGUGGGAGACCCCAACUGGUUCCCUAAGAAGUCACAGGAGAACCGGCGCGUCUUCUCCGAGGACAAGCUGAAAGAGGGCCAGAGCGUCAUCGGGCUGCAGAUGGGCACCAACUGGGGUGCCUCGCAGACCCUGCAGCAGCCACGGUCCAGCAGUCCCAUCGUGAUCCUUCAGGAUGUGCAGACUGCCCCAAAAGCAUUGCUUGCUGGUGCACACAAGCCCGAGACCAUCCGUCUCAUCACCAGGGACUUCAUCCGUGACCUCGUCAUCCCUGCGGAGAACCCAGCAGCAUCCCUCAUUAUCGGCCAGGAGGAUUUCCAGCGCAUUAAAGCAGCAGCUCGAGUCCUGACCAAGGAGGAGCGUGAGGCCAAGCUGGCAGCCCUCAAAGCGGAGAAGGAUGCUGUUCUCGAGGCAGUGAGUGAGCGCAAGAGUGCAGCGAAGCAAAGGGCCAUUCUGCAGCAGAUGGGGAAGCUGAGUGAGCUGGAGGAGGAGGCACGGGAGAGGGCUCAGUACCUGCUGCAGCGGGCGAACAGGAUGCGCAUGGAGCAGGAAGACGAGAUCAAGGAGUUCAGCGAGCUGAUCCUUGGUGCCAAGUGCCACAUGAUCCGUGACACCCAGAUCCUCGAGAAGCAGCUCAUUGCAAAAGAGCUGGAGGAAGAAGAGAAGCGCCUGGCCAAGAUGAUGGAGGUGGAGAGGAAAAAGGCUGAUAAGAUGCAGGAAGAACUGGAGCACAGGAGGAAGCAGGAGCUGAUCAGAGGGAGGCAGGAGCUUGUGAAGCAGAGGGAGCAGAAUGGGGAAGGGCGGGCUCUGAGAGCCGAGCAACGAGACCAGGAGGCACAGGAGCUGCUAGAGUAUCUGGAGCAGCUGAAGAUGGAGGACCUGAAGGACUUGGAGCGGAGACGGGAGCAACAGAAGAAAAUCCAGGCUGAGAUUAAACGCAUCAAUGAUGAGAACCUGCGGUGCAAGGAAGAGCAGCAGGAGCAGGAGAGGAUGGCAGACGAGCAGGUGCUCGAGUACCAAAGGCAGAAAAUGGAGCGGGAGGCCAAGUUUGAAGCUGAGCAGGAGAGAAUCCGUCGGGAGAAGGAGAAGGAGACGGCACGCUUGAGGGCCAUGCAAGAGAGGGCCCAGGACCACCAGGCAGAGCAGGAUGCACUGAGGGCGAAGCGCAGCCAAGAGGCUGCUGAGCGAGAGUGGCGGCGCAAGGAGAAGGAGGCAGCGCAGCGGAAGGCCAGGAUGGAGCAGAUGCUGAAGCAGAGCCGCCUGGAGCAGAUUGCCCAGCGGGAGCACAGCAUGGCUGUGCAGGUGCAGCAGGACCGCCACGAGUUCGAGAGGAUCCUCAGGGCCCAGCGGGAGCAGAUGGACAAGGAGAAGGCGGAGGAAGUGCGGAGAGCAGAUCUGCGGCUCGCCCAUGCUAACGAUGUCCGGCAUCAGAUGCAGGAGCGUCAGCUUGGCGCGCGUCUGAAGAGGGAGGCCCGCCAGCGCAGCCAGCGCAUUGCCCAGCUCAAGCAGCAGAAGAUGCAGGAGCUCAGAGCCUCCGGCAUCCCUGAGAAGUACUGCACCCAGCUGGAGCGGAGGGCCCUGAGCCGAGCGAGUGCAGGCUGUGGCCAGGCUCAGCUCCACGAGGAGCAGGGCUCUGGUUCCCCAGUGACUCAGGGGUUUCCAUUUUCUUAG
Messenger RNA from Phaethon lepturus (White-tailed tropicbird), 1714 nucleotides. RefSeq names its product cilia and flagella associated protein 45 (gene CFAP45). The record is from RefSeq and is a predicted model, not a curated record. Lineage: Eukaryota; Metazoa; Chordata; Aves; Phaethontiformes; Phaethontidae.